AUGUCAAUCUACGAAGAAAUUCUUAGAGCUCAAGGAAACUUUGGAGGAAGAACAGGACCUUUUGCCUACUUGGCUGCCAAGAAAAAGAAGAAACCAACCAAGGAGAUUAUCUAUGAUAAUUGGAUGGCCUAUGAGUUGACCGUCGAAAAGGCUGAAUUGUACAAGGCUACCGACAGCAAUGGUUUUUCCGACCCAUACGUCAGAAUUGGAAAGGUAGUCUCUGACGGCCUCUUUUCUAAAAAGUGGGUACUCCAAACCCCAUCAGUCUCCAAGACUCUCAACCCAGUCUGGAACUACACCAACGACUUUACUGCCAACAUUGGAAAGUGCUCUCAAUUGACCCUUCAACUUUGGGACAAAGACGCCUUAAAAGAUGACUUCAUAGGCAGUGCAACAUUUCAUCUUCCAACUUCAAUAGGUUCAUCAUUCAGCAAGACCCUCGAUAUCUUUGAUCCAACCACCAACAAGAUCAUUAAUGCCAAGGUUACCUUUUCCAUCAAAUGUACCGAUCAAUGUACAAAGGACAAGGUUGAAAAUGCUGGUCGUAUAUCACAAACUUCUUUCUAA
This is a messenger RNA of Cavenderia fasciculata, 567 nucleotides long. RefSeq lists its product as uncharacterized. The record is from RefSeq and is a predicted model, not a curated record. The coding region runs from base 1 to 567 and encodes 188 amino acids. Gene Ontology annotation, molecular function: calcium ion binding. NCBI's taxonomy places the organism in Eukaryota, Evosea, Eumycetozoa, Acytosteliales, Cavenderiaceae. The transcript is spliced from 2 exons.